GGGUGCUUUGCUCCAGCAGCUGAGGGAUGCAGAGAUGUUCCUUCACUUUUUCAAACCCAGGUGUGCUGUGCUGUGUGGGACUCAGCCACGGGUGGGAUGCUCAGGGAGAGGAUCUCAUCUGCUCCCAGCCCUGCAGCUAUGGGUCCUCCCUGUGGGAGCUGCAGCGUAACCCCACACCCUGCUUUGUUCCAGCAUGGGCCCAUCUUCACUGUGUGCGCCCUGGGGAAGCGGUUCACGUUUGUGACUGAGGAUGAAGGAGCUGAAGUGUUUUUUACUUCGAAGGACCUCAAUUUUGAGCAGGCAGUACAGCGAGUUGUUGAGAAUGCAGAAGCCUUCUAUCAGAAUCAUGGCCAGCUGUACAGCAUGAUGAAGGGGAAAAUGGGUCCCUCCAACGUGCACAUGUUCACGGGCACGCUGUGCAAGGAGCUGCACGAGCACAUGGCACACCUGGGCGCUGCUGGCACGGGCGACCUCAUGGAGCUGGUGAGGCACGUCAUGUAUCCAGCAGUGGUGAACACUUUGUUUGGGAAGGGCGUCUGCCCGACCAGCCAGAGCGAACUCAGGGAGUUUGAAGAACAUUUUUGGAAGUACGAUGAGGACUUUGAAUAUGCUUCUCAGAUGCCAGAGUGCUUCCUGAGGUAAUGGUAGAGUCUGUGCACGUGGUGUGCCCCAUACAGGCACCUUGCUGGCUGUGAUAUUAACACUCAAGGAUCUUCUCCUGGAGGGGGAUGUGCUGUCCUGUGGCAGCCUAGGCAUGGACUCUGUUGCUGGUUCAGAAUGAAGACAUUUGUUGUAGGUGCUCACAACCACCCAUCAAACCAACCCCGUGAGUUUUCAGCACGUAGCUUUUGCCUCACAAAUCAACCAUUUUCUGAGGUAGUUGCAUUGCUUGAUGCUGAGAGGUUGGCUGCAUUUUCUGCAGUCCGGUUGCCUCUAUAGGCUUUGGUUGGGAGGAUACCCAGGAGGUUGCUAUGCUUCCAAGAAGCAGCAGUAGAUGCUGAUGGUACAGGGAAGCAGGGCUUUACAGCUCUGCCUGGACCUCAUCGCGGGCUGGCACCUGGGCAAACCUCUUCCCCUCCUUUAUUUUUUUUUUGUUCCAGCUGUGACUGAUUUAUUUCAUUCUGAUGUAAAUCAAAAUGUUGCGCAACAGCACAGAACAUCUUUUAUAAAAGAGAGUGAAAUACAGGACAUG
This is a messenger RNA of Meleagris gallopavo (turkey), 1192 nucleotides long. The record is from RefSeq and is a predicted model, not a curated record. NCBI's taxonomy places the organism in Eukaryota, Metazoa, Chordata, Aves, Galliformes, Phasianidae.